AUGCGAACUUCCCAGUCUGAAAUACCAGUGAACAAAGCUGCCUUUUCCCGCCUUGGCACCCAGGAAUUCAAGCAAUGUGUCCAAUUUGUGUCCCUUCUCCCUCAUGUGAAAGCUCUGAAUUUAGCUCUUUGUGAUGAGCUGAGUAGUUCCAUUUACUGGCAAUUAAAAGAUAAGCUGAUUGAUAUUGUGUGGGGUCAGUCUUUCAUGUCGCUCUUUCCUAGAUUCUUCAAGGUUCAAGAAAAACCAGGAAACUACAAAGAAAUUCAGCUUAAAGAGAAUUCGUUCAUCAAAAGGUUUGAAAAAGCUGAAGCUACCAAGUUCACCCUUUCAGAUGUGUAUAAUAUAGAACUUGAUAAUGGAAAAGAGGAAACUGUGUUUUUACACGAGCAAGAAUUGAUCACAGCAUUAUACACGGACACCGAUUUUUAUACCUCUAUUGGGCAAGAAUUCUGCAUAAUAUUUGAUGUAAUGUAUGCGAAAACGGGAACUGAAGCUGUUGUGGAAUCUUUUUACGGGGUGGUUCGCAGUCAGGAAUGGAUGGUGGUCAAAGCAUUAAAGUUCUCGGUGACAGAGCAAAAGUUGAUUGGUGUUUUCCCCCAGUGUUAG
This is a messenger RNA of Paramuricea clavata, 606 nucleotides long. The record is from the annotation of a GenBank genome assembly. NCBI's taxonomy places the organism in Eukaryota, Metazoa, Cnidaria, Anthozoa, Malacalcyonacea, Plexauridae.